AGUAGUACACAGAGGUAGCAUUUUUUCUGGCCACCAGUUUAGUGUCCGUCUGCUCGGCAUCCAUCUUCACCCGUUCCGCGCUGCACACCGGAAAAAGUCACAUGACCAUACGUGCCACUGCCUAACACUAGAAGGCCCAGAGAUUUGUAACCCUCCUUUAGCCAAGUGGAUGCUAACUGGCUAAUCUUUUGGCUAUCAUUAGCAUCAAUUCAUGUGUAAAUAUGGUCAUUACCUGAGCAAUCUGCAGGGGGGUUGGGUGUGUGUGUGUGAAUGGUUGCUGGUGGCCUGUUUGUAUGUGUGUGGGAGGGAGGGCUGCUAAUUCCUUUUGUGCUGAGGUCCUGGUCUACAUAUCACCGUUGAUGAACAGCUUUUCCCGUCAAAGACUUGCUGCUGUUUCCUGUAGUAUAUUGCAACUAAACCUGACAAGUUUGGGAUCAAGUUUUGGGUGGCUUGCAACCUAAAAUCCAAGUACAUUUGUAAUGUCCUCCCAUAUCUUGGUCCCAGUGGAGAGAGACUGUCUGAAAAUGUAGUGAUGAGGCUGAUGGAACCAUUCCUAGACAAGGGCAGAAAUGUUACCACAGACAAUUUCUUCACAUCGCUGUCACCUGCGCAUAAACUUCUUAGCCGGAAAACCACCAUCCUCGGCACAGUCAACAAGAUUCUCCGGGAAAUCCCUCAAUCCGCUAGACACACAGAUCGCAAUGAAUUCACCACUCAGGUGUUUUCAACCACUGCUGCUACGCUGACGGCGUAUGCGCCCAAACGGAAGAAGACCGUCUACAUUCUUAGCAGCAUGCACAGCGUGAUUCAGACUGAUAAUACCACCAAAAGGAAGCCAAACACUGUCACCCUUUACAACACCUCAAAGUGCGGCGUGGAUGUGAUGGACCAGAUGGUGCGGGAGUACACUGUCCGCACAGGGACACGGCGCUGGCCAGUUGCCGUGUUCUAUAACAUGAUUGACAUGGCAGCACUGAAUGCACAUGUGCUGUAUCAAGCAUGCACCAGAAGGCAGGAAAGACGGGUGGACUUCCUGGUGGAGCUUGCAAGAGAGUUGGCUAACUCUCAUAUGUGUGCGAAGAAGGCAAGAAAAGAACAAUUGCUUCGGACACAACCCUCCACACCUAGCCCUGGAAAAAGAGCCAUGUGUCAGGUCAAACACCAAUGCAAGAACAAUCAUGCCACUGUGCGAUGUGUUCACUGCUACAGAUACACAUGUGGUAAAUGCAGACGGGAGAUACCAUGGCAGUGCCAGGAUUGUGAGUGAUUGCUGGAAUGUACUCACUCACUUUUUAAUAUUAUUUGUAAAUAUGUAUACAAAUGGUUGGUUUCUUUAUUUUAUUUUGUACUAUUUUUAUCAAUAAAUCUCAGC
Messenger RNA from Tachysurus fulvidraco (yellow catfish), 1372 nucleotides. RefSeq lists its product as uncharacterized. The coding region runs from base 533 to 1267 and encodes 244 amino acids. Lineage: Eukaryota; Metazoa; Chordata; Actinopteri; Siluriformes; Bagridae. The transcript is spliced from 2 exons. The record is from RefSeq and is a predicted model, not a curated record.